CACCACGUGAUGACGCGUGUACCGCUAAAAGGCACUAGUGAUCGACCCCUGAUGUUGGCACGUCGCAACUUAUCCAACUGAUCAUCACGACUUCAUCAUGGCUUCUGUUGAUCAGCCCAUUGUGAUUGAUGACGAAGUCAACGACACCCCUCUACCCUAUUACCUGGCGAAGCAUGUCAAUCUAGGCUUCAAUUCGGAUGAUUUAGUCGCGCUUAUCAGCUCAAUCGAAUCGAGUCAAAAGCCACAAACAUCCGCACUUCCUCACCUUCCUGCUGAACUCCUUCUACUCAUUCUUGAGUAUGUACCUAUCGACUAUGUACUGGACUGGCGACUGGUCUGCCGCGGCUUUCGCGAUGCCAUUGAUGGUCGUGUUUUGUACCGUUAUCUGCAGCGGGCUGAGUUAAUCGGGACUAUGGGAUCAAGAGAUUCUGGCCGACUUUCUAGCUUGAGUGACGAAGAGUUUGAUCAGAUACAUCUUCUUCGCGCGCCAUUCCUGCAUAUUGAUAACACUGCUGGAGAGGAAAAACAAGAAGGCCCAGUCUGGGGUCGUGAGCAUGCGGUGUUCCAGAUUGGUGAUAGCUGGUUCCAAGCAUUCAGACAGAUUGGUGGCGCUGCAGCUAAAGACGGAGAUACAGUUGAAGAUGCAGACACAAAAUGGCUGAACUUACUGGACCGCCUGGAGCUCAGGCGGGCAGAGAAGGGCUUUGGGACGCUGAGAUGGUGUCUCAAGCUAGAUCACGCGGUGUUGGAUAUGGACUUCCCACUUGAGGUUGGAAGAAACACCUUCGAUGUCGACGUACACCUGCACAAGAAAAGCGUUAGAGUCGCUUGGAAGCCAAUGCUGUUCCAAUUCUUGAAGACGGAAAGAGCGCUGAGGAAGUUGAUGAAAGAGGAACGCGACCCGACAUUCACAUUUAGUCGCGACGAAGAUUACCUUCGUUCGAUACGACGCCAGCGUCUCCAUUCAUCCCUCGACCCUGAAAACAAGGUGGACCGACACAUCAAGUGGUCACUCCGCCUGCUUCCACCGUUGUUCGGCAAGCCCAGUCACGACCACGCACUCGGCCUCGAGGACGUCGAGAACAAAGCCAUCAAUUUGUUGUUACUCCUGCGCCGGGAGGCCGCUAUGAGUAUACGUCAACUGGCAUACCUACGCCAAUUGGCCGAGGAUCGCAAAAACAUGGAUAGCGAGUUGCAAGAGCUCGACCAAACAUUCAGGGACUUCAAGAGCAACAUGUCCAUGCCGGGAUUUGAGUUCAGCUUCUCAAUGCAACCGGAGUCUGAGCAAAACAUUCCUCGCAAUCCCAUCGCUUGGCCUGAUGAUUUGAGGAGUAGGAUUGAGGAACGGGUCGCGAAAUGGAAGUCCCAGAAGAAGGCCAUUGAGCAGAUGCAAGUGCUUUUGACGGCAUCGAAUGAGACUCUUGCGGUACCCGACGAUGGCUUUGAUGAUUUGGAUAGCGACUUUUGAAGCCAUAUACAAAUGUCAAGUUAGCACACUGAGCAUUGGAAGUAGCAUAACCACUGCCCCGAAAACAAGAGGAGAUCUGGAGCUUGUCGAUCUACCGCCUUAUGAAUCAUCUCCAUCUUGAGCCUAGUCUGUUAUCGCUAAAUUUGUUGUGCUACAUAUGAUCUGCGACUUCAGUUACCAUUCAAGCUCUUUGGAAUACAGACACUUCUCAUCAAAAGAUCUGCUCUUCCUGGCGGUAAGAAUAUAGAAUUGGAGACUUAUGCAGAUCAGACUGCUGGCUACAUGUAAGGUGCACGG
Dothidotthia symphoricarpi CBS 119687 is the source of this 1765-nucleotide messenger RNA. RefSeq lists its product as uncharacterized. NCBI's taxonomy places the organism in Eukaryota, Fungi, Ascomycota, Dothideomycetes, Pleosporales, Dothidotthiaceae. The transcript has a single exon. The record is from RefSeq and is a predicted model, not a curated record. The coding region runs from base 98 to 1468 and encodes 456 amino acids. Gene Ontology annotation, molecular function: protein binding.